AUGGAGACCCUUCUGAAGAGAUGUCGAAUUAGAAGCCAGAUCGUCAGGGAAUGCAUUGCAGAGUUCCUUGGGCUCUACAUCGCAGUUUUAAUCGGAUCUGGCGCGGCGGCCCAGGUCAUCACCUCCCGGGGCACCCACGGUAACUACCUCACCAUCCAACUUGGUUCAGCCCUGGGAGCAGUAUUCGGGAUUUUUGUAGCUCGAGGAGUUUCAGGUGCUCAUCUCAAUCCCGUGUACUCCUUGAGCCUGUGUGUGUUGGGCCGCCACCCGUGGAGGAAGCUGCCGUUGUAUUCCCUUUCGCACCUGGUCGGAGCGUUUCUGGGGGCAGCGACAGUUUAUCUCCAGUACUAUGAUGCCAUCCAGGCAUUCAGUGGAGGUGAGCUGUUGGUGGCAGGCCCCAAUGCCACCGCGGGUAUCUUCUGUUCAUACCCAGCAGACCACCUCAGCUUUUGGGGAGGCCUCGUGGAUCAGGUGGUUGCCACUGCGCUUUUCCUGCUCUGCUGCGUGGCUCUUGAGGAUCAGCAAAACGGACCCCUCCCUGAUGGUCUCCAUCCGGUCCUGGUGGGGGCGCUGAUUCUGACCAUGGGAGUCUCCAUGGGGUCCAACUGCGGCUUUCCCCUCAACCCAGCCAGGGAUCUGGGGCCCCGGCUGUUCACCUUCGUCGCUGGCUGGGGGGAAGAAGUGUUCAAGGCUGGAGGUGGUUGGUGGUGGGUCCCCAUAGUGGCCCCCUUUGUGGGCGGGCUGCUCGGAACCCUGACCUAUGAGGUUCUGAUUGAAGCUCACCAUCAGACCACGCCGCAGAGUCCACAACAGGAGCUGGAGGAGGUGGUGGUGGACUCCGGAAACAACAGACAGAUUAAGUCAUCAGACCUUAGCGAGGAACCAGAGAUCCAGUGUCCAUUUUCCCAGCGCUUUCAUGUGCAACACUGGGUCCAGUGUAGCCCCGAGGAGCUGAUUAAUCCGUACGCUAUCCCCAGCCUGCUGCCCUGCCCUGCUCUGCUCCUGCUCGCCUCACAAUGCUACAGAGGGAGGGGAAAGGGAAAGAAAAGCCACAAGGUGCAAUCCAACACCCCUUAG
Molecule: messenger RNA, 1077 nt
Organism: Sphaeramia orbicularis (orbiculate cardinalfish)
Lineage: Eukaryota; Metazoa; Chordata; Actinopteri; Kurtiformes; Apogonidae
Product: aquaporin-10-like
Exons: 7
Coding region: 1-1077 (358 amino acids)
Biological process (GO): water transport; glycerol transmembrane transport
Cellular component (GO): basolateral plasma membrane; plasma membrane
Molecular function (GO): glycerol channel activity; urea transmembrane transporter activity; water channel activity
Source: RefSeq, a predicted model, not a curated record